AUGCAGCUCUCGUUUAUUUGCGGAUUAGUCUGUCUAUCGCUGAUGAAGUAUUCGGAAGCCGCUCCACAACUGACCCUAGCCCAGGCAGCAAGUCAUCUUGCUCGGCCCACCAACACCCGAGCGACGCUGAUGAGCCCAACGGGAGCGCCGAUCUAUGGACUCGUCGAGUUCCGGGCUACAGCCACGAUGGACGUCCAAGUCCAAGUCACCGUCUUUGGACUCGAUCACUCCCUGCCUCAUGGCGAGCAUGCUUAUCAUAUCCAUGCUAAUCCGGUUGACGCCGACGGUAAUUGUGAAGCUACCGGGGGACAUUUGAAUCCAACGGGAAUAGCCGACAGCGUGACCUGCAAUCCAAUGGUUCCAAAGACAUGCAAAGAGGGGGAUCUCAGUGGAAAACAUGGCGUUUUGGCAGGCGCUCAGCGGAGCAUUCAACUGUCUUACACCGAUCCUAAUCUGCAGUUUUCUUCGCCAGAAUCUGGAAUCAUUGGGCGCGGUUUGGUGAUCCAUGACUUGAAGGGUGCCUGGAUCGCCUGUGGCAAUAUCAUCCGGGGCAACUAA
Molecule: messenger RNA, 558 nt
Organism: Puccinia graminis f. sp. tritici CRL 75-36-700-3
Lineage: Eukaryota; Fungi; Basidiomycota; Pucciniomycetes; Pucciniales; Pucciniaceae
Product: copper/zinc superoxide dismutase
Exons: 4
Coding region: 1-558 (185 amino acids)
Biological process (GO): superoxide metabolic process
Molecular function (GO): metal ion binding
Source: RefSeq, a predicted model, not a curated record